Molecule: messenger RNA, 2276 nt
Organism: Bacillus rossius redtenbacheri
Lineage: Eukaryota; Metazoa; Arthropoda; Insecta; Phasmatodea; Bacillidae
Gene: hfp
Product: poly(U)-binding-splicing factor half pint
Exons: 15
Coding region: 118-2040 (640 amino acids)
Biological process (GO): regulation of alternative mRNA splicing, via spliceosome; mRNA splice site recognition; alternative mRNA splicing, via spliceosome
Cellular component (GO): catalytic step 2 spliceosome; precatalytic spliceosome
Molecular function (GO): RNA binding
Source: RefSeq, a predicted model, not a curated record
GUCUUUGAACGGUAGUAAUUCCUUAAACCGGAAGUUAAGUUUACACGAAGGCUAUUUGUAUGGUCGAUAAAUAUGUAUUUGUUUUUGAAAAUUUUGUGGUUUUAUUAAAUUUUGAGAAUGGCUGCUGUUGAGUACAGUGCGAUGAACGGUACAAAUAAUAUGGUUGGACAGGCCCCGAUGCCUGUGUCCGCGCAAGUGCAAAAUAAUAAUACAUUUGAUUCACCACCUCCUGCAAAGAAAUUGAAGGCAGAAGAUGGCAAGCCAGCUGCCUCGGAAUUUUUGCCAGGACCUAUCUACAAUUUGGCACAGUCGGGACAGGUUGUUGCAGGUCCAGGGGCGAGGAACCUAACCAUCCCAGGACUGCUGGGUGCGGGGUUACCAAAGUUGAGUUCGGAUCAGCAGGAGGCGGUGACACGGGCUAAGAAGUAUGCCAUGGAGCAGAGCAUCAAGAUGGUUCUCAUGAAGCAGACUCUAGCCCACCAGCAGCUGCAAAUGGCUAGUCAGAGGAGCCAAGUUCAGAGGCAACAAGCCCUGGCGCUGAUGUGCAGGGUCUACGUGGGCAGCAUUAGCUUUGAGCUGAAGGAGGAUACCAUUCGCCAGGCAUUCCUGCCGUUUGGUCCCAUCAAGUCCAUCAACAUGUCAUGGGACCCCAUCAUGCAGAAGCAUAAAGGAUUUGCCUUUGUCGAGUAUGAAAUUCCAGAGGCUGCACAACUCUCGCUGGAACAGAUGAAUGGUGUUAUGAUCGGUGGGCGGAACAUCAAGGUAGUUGGCCGCCCCAGCAACAUGCCACAGGCACAGUCUGUCAUUGAUGAGAUAACCGAGGAGGCAAAGCAGUAUAACCGUAUAUAUGUUGCAUCAAUUCACCCUGACCUGACGGAGGAUGACAUCAAGAGUGUUUUUGAAGCAUUCGGGCCCAUUAAGUAUUGCAAGCUAGCUCCAGGCACGACAGCGAACAGGCACAAAGGCUAUGGCUUCAUUGAGUACGAGACCCAGCAAGCAGCGCAGGAGGCUAUUGCUUCAAUGAACCUGUUUGACCUGGGAGGACAGUACUUGAGAGUUGGCCGUGCCAUCACGCCUCCUAACGCCCUUCAAGUCAGCAAGAACCCUUCGAGCUCUGCCAGUAUCAUGCCAACUGCGGCAGCCGUUGCUGCUGCUGCAGCCACUGCCAAGAUUCAAGCCAUGGAUGCUGUAGCCAGCAACGCAGUGGCUCUUGGACUAUCCAAGCUGAGCUCCGCCGGAGUGGCUCAAGCAGCUGUGCCCCUGCUGAAUGCCAUCCCCUCCCUGCCCACCGUCAUCCCCACCAUACCUCUGCAGUCGUUGCCUUCCCUCCCGGCCCUGCAGACCUUGGCUCCGGUGGGCAUGGCUCACCCUGGCAUCAUCCCCACCGCCAUUCCCGCGGCAGCCCUCAUCCAGCCCCCGGGCGUAGCCAUCCCACAGUUGAGGGGUGCUGCCCCUGUCACCACGUCCUUCGCAGGUGCUCCCAUGGCUGUACUACCGCCUCCGGGUGUGAUGGCUCCCACAGUUGUUGGCCAGCCCCACAUGGGACCAGCCCUGGCUCAGCCAGAUGCACUUAGGAGAGCCCAGGAGCAAGCACAGCAAAAACAGCAGGAAGAGCUGCAGAAAAAGUUGCUGGAAGAGACAGAGCCUCAGACGCUGCAGCAGCAGGAGAACAUGUCCAUCAAGGGGCAGAGUGCCCGUCACUUGGUCAUGCAGAAGUUGAUGAGAAAAGUUGAGAGCCGUGUAGUUAUCCUUCGAAACAUGGUGGAGCCAGAUGAUGUAGAUGAGUCUCUCCAGGAAGAAAUUCAAGAUGAGUGCAGCAAAUAUGGCACCGUUGAAAGAGUAAUCAUUUAUAAUGAGAAACAGUCAGAAGAGGAUGACGAUGAUGCGGAAGUAAUCGUAAAAAUAUUUGUUGAAUUCUCACAAAUGAGUGAGGCAGAGAAAGCGCGGGAUGCGUUGAACGGCAGGUAUUUUGGUGGCCGACUGGUGAGAGGUGAAUUGUACGACCAGGCUUUGUUUGACCACAGUGAUUUCUCUGGUUGAACUGCCUCUGUAUGAAGUAAGGUGAAUUUCUCCUAUGGAAGAAAAGAUGUGAUGGAUGGCUAUUAGCCAUCAGUAAUAUUUCUGGUUCAUGUUAACUGUGGUUGUAAUUGAUUAAUUGCAUUCUAGUUACAUUCUUGUGGACUGGUUUUUCUACACCAUCAAUCUGUACAAACAUCAAAUAUGCAAUAUAUAGCACUAUGUACAUGUACAGAAUUAAUAAAAUAUCACACAUUUUA